Melanotaenia boesemani (Boeseman's rainbowfish) is the source of this 1871-nucleotide messenger RNA. It is a transcript of the gene irx4a, whose product is annotated as iroquois homeobox 4a. Lineage: Eukaryota; Metazoa; Chordata; Actinopteri; Atheriniformes; Melanotaeniidae. Gene Ontology annotation, molecular function: DNA-binding transcription factor activity, RNA polymerase II-specific; RNA polymerase II cis-regulatory region sequence-specific DNA binding. Gene Ontology annotation, biological process: neuron differentiation; regulation of transcription by RNA polymerase II; cell development. Gene Ontology annotation, cellular component: nucleus. The transcript has 5 exons. Bases 64 to 1470 code for a protein of 468 amino acids. The record is from RefSeq and is a predicted model, not a curated record.
GCCGCAGCCGAGUGGAGACCUUCAGUCUCGCUUUAUUUCUGGAUAUUGGGGGACCUCUCUACCAUGUCAUAUCCACAAUUUGGAUAUCCAUAUUCGUCUGCUCCACAAUUCCUGAUGACAACCAACUCUUUGACCACUUGCUGCGAGUCCACAGGCAGAUCCAUAGCCGACUCCGGGGUAGCGGCAUCCGGACAGACACCAGUAUACUGUCCCGUGUAUGAGAGCCGGCUGCUGGCCACAGCGAGACAUGAACUGAGCUCAGCCGCCGCACUGGGCGUGUACGGUAGCCCCUACACCGGCGGUCAAGGCUAUGGGAAUUACGUUACUUAUGGCACGGACGCGUCGGCUUUCUACUCGCUGGGGACAUUUGAUACUAAAGAUGCCACAGCUUCUGCGCAUGCGGGAAUAACUCAGGCAACUGCCUAUUACCCUUAUGAUCCUACCUUGGGACAAUAUCAGUAUGACAGAUAUGGCUCCAUGGAUGGGGGAACAAGGCGAAAGAAUGCCACCCGGGAGACAACUAGCACCCUGAAGGCCUGGCUGCAGGAACACAGGAAGAACCCGUACCCGACAAAAGGGGAGAAGAUCAUGCUGGCCAUCAUCACUAAAAUGACCCUGACACAGGUCUCCACCUGGUUUGCCAAUGCCAGGAGGAGGCUCAAAAAGGAGAACAAGAUGACAUGGCCGCCCAGAAACAAGGGUUCAGAGGAGAAAAGAUAUGAUGAUGAUGAGGAUGGGUCUCAGGAAGAGCAGAUAAAAAGCGAGAAUAAUGAUGAUGAGACCAGAAGUCGGACUGAUAAGGAUCUCCAGCUGAGCGACCUGGAUGAUUUUGACACGAUGGAGUCUGAAAACUCUGAGUGUGAGCUGAAGCACAGAUACCACAUGAACACACACAUGUCAACGACGACAACCGACUGCCCUGCCGAUCACCUUAUCAAGAACGCGUCUCUGAAAAUAUCCCAUGAGCAGGACUUGAGCAAAAGUUGUCUCAAAACGAACCCGGAGGACUUCCAGCCGGACAGCAGACAGCAGGCAAAGUCGUGUUAUAACCAGCAGCAACAAGGGCACCAGAUUUUAGACGGCAAACCUCGGAUCUGGUCUUUGGCGCAGACCGCCACGUCCCUGAACCAGACUGAAUACCCGUCCUGUAUGCUGAGGUGCCAGCCGCCGCCCUCCUCCCUCAGCCCGUCACCCGCCGCUACCUCACCAGUGACCGGCCUGGACAACAGGCAGGACUCGCCGGUCACGACGCUGAGAAAUUGGGUGGACGGGGUUUUCCACGACCCCUUGUUCAGGCACAGCACUUUGAGCCAGGCUUUGACCAACACUACCGUCUCUUGGACCUCGAACACCAAAGGCGCCAUUCUGGAGGCUGAGAGGAGUGCGGCGGCAUUGCAGCAGCAUCAAGACUCCCCCAAAGAUAAUGCCAUGAGUUUCCCAAAAACUAUCAACAAACUUUUCUGCUCUUAAAAUAACCAAAACGACCCUUUACUGCAAAAAGGGAGACUUUUUUGUGACUGAAAGCUGGAUAGAAAAGCCUAUUGCGUCUCCAUGAAUCCUUUAUGUUUGAUUCGUUUCUAAACAACUGUAGCCAUAUAUACUGUUAUACUGGAGUUACAGAAGUGAAAAGUCCGGAUCAGUUUGGUUUAUUUUAUUUCAACACACGCACAAAACUAAUCAAAAUGUAUAAUUAACAGUUUACAACUUGGGAGAAAAGUAGGCCUAAGGUUAACGAUAUUUGUUUGUUUUCUUUCCUCUGCGCAUGCAAAUGUAAUUGAAUAUUAUUUAAGUCUCAGCAGAUGAUUAUCACUGUUUAAAAAAAAAAGUCUCACAAAUGCACUGCUCUCUAAUGAAGUGGAUGAGAGCGUUUA